Pseudonaja textilis is the source of this 1957-nucleotide messenger RNA. Its product is annotated as sulfotransferase 6B1-like. NCBI's taxonomy places the organism in Eukaryota, Metazoa, Chordata, Lepidosauria, Squamata, Elapidae. Gene Ontology annotation, molecular function: sulfotransferase activity. The record is from RefSeq and is a predicted model, not a curated record.
GAUCUGGUGGGGGCGAUGAGGUAGAGAUGGGAGGGGAAUCUGGCAGUGUCCCUGUGGUUGGAAAGGACAAACAACCAUAGGAGCACUGUAGGGGCUGUAAUUUUGGAACCAUGUCAUUAAGUAGUUUUGGGGGGAUCCUCUGUAACUUUGAAUGUUGCUAAGUGAUCAGUCUUUAAGACGUGGACUACACGGCUAUAUAACUACAACUCUAAUUCUCAUUCAUAGAUGCAAAUUCUGAGACAAUAUUUAUAGGUUUUUUUAAAAAAAAACAUUAUAUGGCUGGGUGAUAUUGCUGACAUACAUAGCUGUAAUUCUAAAUAAUGUGGUUUUAAAAAUAUAUUUCAGAUAUAUUACACUAUUAGUGGCAAAUAUCCAUAGCUCAGAUGUAGAAUGAGGGUGAAGGUUCUUUCUCUAAGUUUGUGGAUUGGUUUCUGAACAUUUUGUCACUAGGCUAGGUAAUAUUUUCAGUUCACUCCCCUAAACUUAGUUGAAGAUGUUACCUAGCCUGGUGACAAAACAUUCAGAAACCAGCCCACAAGCUCGGAGAAUGAACCUUCACUCUCCUAUUACAGUAUACCUUUGCCUUCAGCUCAACAUAAUUAAGCUUGGUCCCACUCACAAACUCAUAGUUCCAUAUAGUCCUUCCAUUAAAGAAAGAAGAAACCUUUUAUUUUAACCAAUUGAUACAGUUUCAGGCUGUUUACUUUGCAUUUUUUUUUUGGCUUCUGGCACCACAAUCUCUCAAAUGAUUUGUUUUCUUCUUGGAAGAAAGUUCUGCUCUUCUACCACAGAUUAAGUAAUUUGCACUCCCAAAGCUGUUAUGUAAUCAACACAAACCAGGAUGUAGCGUGCGAAGACUAAUGAUUCAUGGCUGUGUUCUCAGUACUUUUUCCUUUAUUGAGCAAGAGAAAGGAGGGAUCUAAGAAUCUAGACGGCAUAAAAACGAGACCUGCCUUUUGAAAGGAUUCAUGACAAGGCAGAGACUGCCAGCAAGAGAAAAGAAUGGCUGAAGAAAAUGACAGUUUUGUGAAACAAAUUAAUAAGGUGUUUGAUGAGAAUAAAGACAACAAGAAUGAAGAGCUUCUUUUCACUUUCAAAGGAGUUUUGUAUCCUAAUCGCCUUUGUAGUGCAGAAACUUUUGAAGCACUGGAAACUUUUGAAGCAAGAAAGGAUGAUAUGCUGUUAAUUGCUUAUCCCAAAUGUGGUACCAACUGGGUAUUUCAAAUACUAAUAGAAAUGGUCGCUGCAAUUUCAAGUAAUAAGGAGUUACCACUACCAAGACACCACUUAGUGCUUGAAUUUGGAAGCCCAGAAAAAUUUCUGAAAAUGAAAGAACAACUAUCUCCCCGUUACUAUGCAACUCAUCUCCAUUAUGAUAACAUUCCAAAAUCCUUUCUGGAGAAAAAAGUGAAGAUGCUGGUGGUAUUUCGAAAUCCCAAAGAUGCAGCUACAUCCUAUUAUCAUUUUUACAACAAAAAUCCUUUGCUGCCUACUCCUAGUUCCUGGGAUGACUUCUUUCAAAAGUUUAUGAAUGGUGAAGUUGCAUGGAAAUCCUACUUUGACCAUGCUCUUGCUUGGGACAAACAUAUGGAUGAAGAAAAUGUUAUGAUAAUCACCUAUGAAGAACUGAAAGAAAACCUUCUGGAUGGAGUCCAACGAAUUGCUGAUUUUUAUGAACUCUCUCUGUCGGAUGAGAUAGUUAAGUCUAUUGCAGAUAAGGCUACCUUUCAAGCAAUGAGCAGCAAAUCUCCGGAAAUUCUUGGUCAAUUUGCUUCUGUUAUUUUCAGAAAAGGUGAAGUGGGCGAUUGGAGAACUUUGUUCACUGAGGCUCAGAGCAAAGAAAUGGAUGCAAAAUUUGAAGCAUGUUUAGCUGGGACUAAACUGGGUGCAAAACUAAAAUAUGAUAAAUAUUGCAAAUUUUAACAUUUGUACUUUUGAAAUAAAGUAAUUUAGAUAU